CCCAUUUCCUCCUGCAGGCACACGGUCCGGUUUGUAACGGGGUGGACUCCGGUUUGAGAAGUUACGUCAGUUUUUUUUUUUUCUUACCGGAGAUUUCUGUCACCGAGAGUAAACAACUCCACGUUGCGACGGAGCACAGCUUCUACCGUGCGGCAAUCCAAAGCGUCGUAAAAUAACGUAAAGUCGGGGCAAUGAUGAAUUUGAUUGUUUUUGCUUUAUUAAAGUUAAAUGUCUGAAAGCUUUCAGCGGUGCAGCGGUUCUACCUCUGUUGAAUCAGUUUGAUGAACAUGAGUAUUAGUUAUUUAUUUUUUUAGCGUUCUGGGGUAAAUGAAGCGCAGACCAUGUUACGCGUGUAGAUCCACACUGUGGCGCUGGAUCUCCUCUCACGGCGCAGCAGCGACUCUGCAGAGCGCAACUUAAGUCUCACGGUAAAUCCCUCUGAGCAGCGGGGCUCACUGACGGAGCUCUGCGGGAACUUUCAGGAAAUGCAACAGGUGGAGGAGCCGAGGGAACGAACCGCGUCCUGCCCUCUCGUUAGCGUCCCGGGCUAGCUGCUGUAUGUACUUUAAGGUGCCUGUGGGCGUCGGACAGGGAAACAACUGCGCAGUCUUUCACACGGUCAGGUGGCACCAUGGAUGACAACAGCCACAAUGUCUCCAAUGUAAAGGUCGCUGUUCGUGUGCGACCAAUGAACAGGAGAGAGAAAGAGCUGAAGACAAAAUGUGUGGUGGAGAUGGAGGGGAACCAGACAGUUCUGCAUCCGGCCAUCACCAGCAUGAACAAAGGAGACCCUCGGAGUCAGCCGAAGGUUUUUGCCUAUGACCACUGCUUCUGGUCGAUGGAUGAAUCUCAGAAAGACAAGUUUGCAGGCCAGGAUGUAGUGUUCCAGUGCCUUGGGGACAGUCUGCUGGACAACGCCUUCAUGGGCUACAACGCCUGCAUCUUUGCUUAUGGACAGACGGGUUCUGGGAAGUCGUACACCAUGAUGGGCUCGGCGGAGCAGCCCGGUCUGAUCCCUCGGCUCUGCAGCUCCCUGUUCAGCAGGACUGUGCAGGAGGCCCAGGAGGGGGAGAGCUUCACUGUGGAGGUCUCCUUCAUGGAGAUUUACAACGAGAAGGUCCGAGACCUGCUCGACCCCAAAGGAAGUCGACAAGCACUGAGAGUGAGAGAACACAGCGUUUUUGGGCCUUAUGUCGAUGGCCUGUCUCGCCUGGCAGUGGCCAGCUACAAGGACAUUGAGUCUCUGAUGUCAGAGGGAAAUAAAUCUCGCACGGUGGCGGCAACGAAUAUGAAUGAAGAGAGCAGCAGAUCCCACGCUGUGUUCAACAUCAUCCUCACACACACACUCAUGGACCUAAAGUCCGGGACGAGUGGAGAGAAGGUGAGCAAGCUGAGUCUGGUGGAUCUGGCUGGCAGCGAGCGGGCAGCCAAGACGGGAGCGGCGGGGGAACGUCUGAAAGAAGGGAGCAACAUCAAUAAGUCUCUCAGCACUCUGGGUUUAGUCAUCUCGGCCUUGGCUGACCAGGGAGCAGGGAAGAACAAGAAUAAGUUUGUUCCCUACAGAGACUCUGUGCUCACCUGGCUGCUCAAGGACAGCCUGGGAGGGAACAGCCGCACGGCCAUGGUCGCCACCAUCAGCCCUGCCGCAGACAACUACGACGAGACGCUGUCCACCCUGCGUUACGCUGACAGGGCCAAGAGCAUCGUCAACCACGCCGUCGUCAACGAAGACCCCAACGCCAGGAUCAUCCGAGAGCUCCGGGAGGAAGUGGAGAAACUGAGGGAGCAGCUUACCGAGGCUGAGUCUAUGAAGGCCCCCGAGCUGAAGGAGCGGCUGGAGGAGUCUGAGAAACUAAUUCAAGAAAUGACGGUCACCUGGGAGGAUAAACUCAGGAAGACUGAGGCUAUUGCACAGGAGCGUCAGAGGCAGCUGGAGAGUCUGGGCAUUUCCCUGCAGUCCUCUGGGAUCCGAGUGGUGGACGACAAGUGUUUCCUGGUCAACCUCAACGCCGACCCCGCCCUCAACGAGCUGCUGGUGUACUACCUAAAGGAACACACUCGUGUGGGCUCAGCCAACUCGCAGGACAUCCAGCUGUGCGGCAUGGCCAUCCAAGCUGAGCACUGUGUCAUCGACAUCACAGAAAGCGACGGCGUGAUGCUCACUCCUCACCGCAACGCUCGAACAUGUGUGAAUGGUUCUGCAGUCACCAAUCCAGUCCAGAUUCAUCACGGUGACCGCAUCCUGUGGGGAAACAACCACUUCUUCAGGAUCAGUCUGCCGAGGCAUAUGGUCCACGGGGGAGGUGAGGACGAGGAGGGCGGCACUGCGAUGAAGACGUGCUUGAGCACCGGGCGACUGGAGGUGGACUUGGACGCUUCCAGCGACGUGUCGAGUGAGCUGAGCUUCGGCUAUGAGUUUGCCCAGGCCGAAGUCAUGAUGAAAGGCAUGGGCAACAACGACCCCUUGCAGUCGGUCUUACAGACGCUGGAGAGACAGCACGAGGAGGAGAAGCGCUGCGCCCUGGAGCGGCAGAGGCAGAUGUACGAACAGGAGCUGCAGCAGCUCCGCCGAAGGCUCACUCCGGAGAAACCCUCCCACCUCCUCGACCCGACGGGCCUGCUGCCCGGCUCAGCAGCUGCUGUGACGUCACCCACCACUCAGAAACGAAUGCGGCGCUGGAGCGAGGACAGAGAAGCAAUGAUGACUCGCAGCCUGCGGCGUCUGAAGGAGCAGAUAGUUCGGGCCAACCUGCUGGCACAAGAGGCUGGAUUCAUAGCUGAGGAGCUUAACAAGAGGACAGAGUACCUGGUUACUCUGCAGAUACCUGCUGCCAACCUGGAUGCCAACAGGAAGCGUGAUGCAGUAUUGAGCGAGCCAGCCAUCCAGGUCCGUCGUAAAGGUAAAGGGAAGCAGAUCUGGGCUCUGGAAAAGAUGGAGAACAGGCUGGUGGACAUGAGGGAGCUCUACCAGGAGUGGAAGGACUUUGACGAAGACAACCCUGUGAUGCGGUCUUAUUUCAAGCGUGCCGACCCGUUCUUCGAUGAGCAGGAGAACCACAGCCUGAUCGGCGUGGCCAACGUCUUCCUGGCCUGCCUGUUCUACGACGUCAAGCUUCAGUAUGCAGUGCCCAUCAUCAACCAGAAGGGAGAGGUGGCAGGUCGGCUGCAUGUGGAGGUGUGGCGUGGUACGGAGAGCUCUGAGGCUGACGGUCCGGGACAGUGUGACACUCAGCAGAACGUCGCAGACAGAGAUCCACAGGAGCGCAGGCUGGACUGUGUGGUGAAAAUCCUCCACGCCAACGGUCUGCCUCGCCACCUGUCAAACUUCGUCUUCUGUCAGUACCACUUCUGGGGGCAGGUGGAGCCGGUGUUCAUCGCUCCAGAGAUGGAGCCAUCCGGCUUAUCCUCCACCUCCAAAGACCCUCAGUGCACAGUGGUCUUCGACAGCGCCAAGGAGUUGUCUGUGACAGUGUCGGAGGAGUUUGUGGAAUUUUUGGCCGAUGGCGCAGUGGCUAUUGAAGUGUACGGUCACAAGCAGGCCAACCAUCGCAGGAACCUGGCACUGUGGGACCUGGGAGUGAUUCAAGCCAAGACCAGAUCCCUCAGAGAAAGAUGGAGCGAGGUGACCCGUCGACUGGAGCUGUGGGUGCAGCUGAUGGAGCUAAACGAGGCCGGAGAGUUCACAGCUGUGGAGGUUCUUCCAGCUAAAGACGUACGAACAGGAGGAAUCUUCCAGCUCCGACAGGGUCAGUCCCGUCGGGUUCAGGUGGAGGUGCGUUCAGUACCGGACUCUGGCACCAUGCCUCUCAUCGCUGCCUCCAUCCUCUCCGUUUCUAUCGGAGACGUCAAGAUCCGACAGAUGCAUCCCCCGAGAGGCAGCGGAUCACAAUGGGGUGAAGAUGAAGACAUGGACAGCUACCAAGAGGUAGAUCUGGAGAGGAUGAGGGAACAGUGGUUGUACAUUCUCACUCAGAGGCAGGAAUAUCUGGACCAGCAGCUCCAGAAGAUAGUUUGCAAACCAGAUAAGUCAGAGGACGAUGUCGAGAGAGAGUCUCAGCUGCUUGAGUGUCGUCUAACACUCACCGAAGAACGCAAUGCCGUUCUGGUGCCGUCAGCUGGCAGCGGCAUCCCAGGAGCUCCGGUAGAGAGGGUUCCUGUUCCUGGAAUGGAAACACACAUUCCUGUCUUGUUCCUGGAUCUCAGUGCUGAUGAUUUCCAGUCUAGUCUCUCAGCCCCGUUGGCCGGGGGGCUGGAUGCUUUACUCAGUGGGGAGGACGAUGACGAAUUCUUUGACCUUCAUAUUGUUAAGCACUACGAUCCAGAGGUGAAGGUGGAGGCUUCCUGGGACUCGACAGUCCACGACUGCCCCCAGCUUAGUCGCGCAUCGGCUGACCAGAGGGUCUACCUGACUGUGUCCGCGGUGGUUCAGCUGAGCCACCCGGCCCACAUGCAGCUGGUGCUCCGGAAACGCAUCUGCGUCAACGUAGCCGGAAGACAGGGUUUUGCUCAGAGCCUCCUGAAGAGGAUGUCUCAGCGCAGCACCAUCCCCGGCUGUGGAGUCACCUUUGAAAUCGUUUCUAACAUCCCGGGGGACAUCCACGGUCCAGAGGACAGGGAGAUGCUGGCUAGGCUGGCUGCCAGCACUGAGGACGACCAGUCAGCUGACAGCGAGGCGGCCAUAGAGAAAUACCUCCGCAGCGUGCUAGCUGUAGAGAACAUCCUCACUCUGGACAGACUCAGACAGGAGGUGGCUGUGAGAGAACAGCUGGCAGUCAGAGGGAAAGCUCCCAGACGCUGCCUGAGCUCUCCAAACAUCAACCGGCUGUCAGCCAGCAGUCUGGAGCUCUACUCAUCCACUCACAGGCUCAGUGACAUCAAGGGCUGGGAGAGCCACCAGGAUCUUUCUGUGGCGCCUCCUCCAUCUAGACGGACACUGCCCAGCUCCACAUCCCAGAACCUGAACCCAGAAACAGUGAAGGCCGUGCCCAAGCUGUUGAAGUCGCUGCUUCCUGGUGGGAAGGAAGAUAGUAGAGACCAGACAGCUGUCCAUCAGCAGAGUUUGCCUCGCAUCAUGGUGCAGUCAGCCAGCGUUGAAGAGGGCAUGAGCAAGCAGCAGCAGCCUGUUCCCAUUGAAGAAAUCAUUCCUCCGGACCUCCAAACAGAGAGCCCCAGAUCUGUGCCCCUACCACCCCCAAUCAUCCCAGAGACAGAAGACGACUCCACCCACAGCCCAGUGAGCGAAGCAUCAAGCGGAUACAUCUCGACUAGUAUAUCUACAGCAACGCUGUCAGAAGUCUACACACUGAGCUGGGACCUGCCUCCGUCAUCCGGCAGCAGAUCUGACGGCUUUGAGGCGGUGCCAGAUGAAGAGGAAGAGGACAAUAAAGUGACUUGUCCUGAAUCUUUUCUUGUGGACCAAUCAGGGCUCCAGGAAUCUUUAUUGGUUUCAGGCGAUAAAGAAGCUGAAGAAAAAAAUGACUCACCACCACCCAAACCAGACAACACUCCAUCAGAUUCAAACCUGAGUCAACAAGAAUCAAAUUUGUCUCCAUCAGUCCAGUUGAAAGAAUCUAAUUCAGCUGGAGAAUCAGACUUACCAUGCCAGACCAAACAAAAGCAAGACUCGACAAUUAGCCCUACUGAACCAAAACAAUUUGUCAGUUUGGACCCACUUGAAGAUUCAUUGUUCGUACAAGAGAAUGAAACCAAACAGACAGAGGUUUCACAGACAGACCACUCAAAACCAGAAACCCCUCAGACAGAAGAACUCGAGCCAGCUGCAACAGACAAGACAGAAGCUGAACUGUCACUCCACUACGAAACACAACCAUCUACAGAAGAGGAUCAGUCUGAGCCUAUCGUCCCUCAGCCACUGCAGCCCAAACAAGACCAAACAACUGUGGACAAUGCUCAAGACCCAGCUCCAAACCUGAUCCCAGUUGUGCCUGAAGUCUUAGUUUCAGCUCCUGCCUCACCUGGGAAUCCAGUUCUAACUUCAUCUGAUGAACAGGCCACUUCGGAUGUCUUAAACCCAAACAAUGCCUCCAUCCCGACUUCAUCCACAACCAUAGCUGAAGUCCAACAGGAAGCACCUGCCAAUGCAUCUACAAAAGCCACCACAGCUCCAGAUCCUUCUGUGUCCAGUGUCUUACCUUCCAAACCUGAUGUUUCAGUGGCAAACCCUUUCAAGAUCCAGAAAGUCAAGUCUUCAGACCUCAAGUCCUUUCAGCGUAUUCUAGGUGAGGAUGAGGAUAAGCCGACACAGGUGGGCCGGGCCAGCAGCCUUGGGGCAGGACUUAACCUCUCUGUGCCAAUGGAAAGUUUGGAAAUCAUCUCUGACUCUGAGGAAGGAGAUUCAGCUGCCAACACUGUUCUUCCUGACUGGUUGAAAGAAGGGGAGUUUGUGACUGUGGGGACCAAUAAGAGCGGCACCGUCCGUUAUGUUGGACCCACAGAUUUUGCAGAGGGUACCUGGGUGGGAGUGGAACUAGAGGUACCAGCAGGAAAGAAUGACGGUUCAGUUGGUGGCAAGCACUACUUCCACUGUAAUCCUGGUUAUGGAGUCCUGGUAAAGCCAGACAGGGUGAGCCGGGGUGGCGCCAAGCGCCGUCGCCAGCAGCAAAAGCGGCGUAGCGCCAAUCUGUCUGGAUCCAGCCCAAACCUGGCAGCCCUUACUGCUCUGGCCAAAGGCGAAGGUGGGGGGGCAUCAACCGGACGUAGCAGAGGAGAGAACCGCAAGUCAUGGAACACUUGAGAGGCUCGGUAUCUUGAUAAUUGCUGGACACCCACUCACCCAUCACCCACAUGCAGCUGCUGGUUGAUGUGAUUAUAGGGUAAUCUUUUAGAAAGAGUGACAAUAUAGUGUUUUAUUUGGGAAGAUCAACUACAGGCUUCACUGUAUCUGCUCCUUCACUGUAAGUUUAAGUCGACACACAGUUGUUGUUGUUCCCCUGUCGGGAGAGGGAACCAUAGGUAUCCUUACUUAUCGUACUACAGAAAACUAUUGAAUGUUUUAUCAGAGAAUGUGAAUGUUUUUAGGUAUGUAGAUUCGAAUAACCAUUUUGUUUGCAAUUAAUUUAAUUUUAAUGUCUGAUAUUGCUUACACUACACCUUGAUAUGCUCAUACUUCUACUACUGUUCAAAAUCUAUGAUGCAGCUGCACGUUUGGAUAGUAUCGUAAACUGCUUGUACCGACUGGUAUCGUUUGAUUGGAUGUGCUAAUAUUUCAUUCUUGUGCCUUUGAAAUAUUACGACUACUACUCAACAAAGUUGCCUUUGUGUUAUACCACCAAAUACUGUGCUGCUGGUAGGUUGAACACCAGUUAACUGGAGCUUGUUUUAGGUCUUGAAUGUGUAUUUCUACUGUUUUUAGAGAAAAAUACUUGCACUUCUUUGAAAUUCUACAACUUUUUCUUAAAUCAGCUUUGUCUGAAAGCAAAUGUGUCAAGAUUAAUUGGAAGCGACAUGUUUUUAAAGAGAGCUGCAGUCUUUUGAAUUGUUUGUAUGGGAACAUGUUGAUUUGUACGUGAUGAGAAUACUUGAGGGAUUGUGUUUAUUGUAUUAAGUAUUAAUUUUUGUUUGAGUAAGAUAUUUUGUACUUCUGCAUUCAAGUUGAUCUUUUUGACUGCCGGGCUUUUUAUUUAUUUAAAGAUGAAGACAUGAUAUUUGUAAUGGAAAAUCAAAAGUAAUUUUUUAUAUUUAAAUAAAUUUCAUUCUGCUAUCA
This is a messenger RNA of Larimichthys crocea (large yellow croaker), 7723 nucleotides long. Its product is annotated as kinesin-like protein KIF13B. The transcript is spliced from 42 exons. The coding region runs from base 632 to 6754 and encodes 2040 amino acids. NCBI's taxonomy places the organism in Eukaryota, Metazoa, Chordata, Actinopteri, Sciaenidae. Gene Ontology annotation, biological process: microtubule-based movement. The record is from RefSeq and is a predicted model, not a curated record. Gene Ontology annotation, molecular function: microtubule motor activity; ATP binding; microtubule binding.